GGGUCUUCGCAUCAAUACCAGUAUUAGCAAUGAAGUGUACGUUUGGUCUUUUACUAACGCUAAUUGCAGUAUGUUCUGCACAAGUGCCAAGCUUUGGAUGGUGUCCAGAUUACGUUCCCAUGUCGGACUUUGACAUGGAGAGAUUUUUGGGUAAAUGGUACGAAUCUGAGAGGUAUUUCCAAGUGUCUGAAUUGGGAACAAGAUGCGUUGUCUCGGAUUAUGCGAAAUCUGCAAAUGGAAAAAUCUUCGUAUCAAACGAAGUGACUAGUAGAAUAACUGGGGUGAAGAGAAUUCUUAGUGGAGAUCUUGAACUGGUUGGAAGGGCUGGUGAAGGAAAAAUCAAGGUCCGUUACCAAACAUCCCCCAUAAGCACUACAACUGCUAUCAGUGUUCUUGAUACCGAUUAUGACAACUUUGCAGUUUUAUGGAGUUGUAGCAGCUAUGGUCCAAUUUAUACACAAAACGCGUGGGUAAUGACCAGAGAACGCUUGCCAGAAAAUAAAAUAAUGCAAAAAGCCUAUGGAGUCUUAGACCGUUACAAGAUCAGCAGGACAUUCUUCCAAAAAACAGAACAAGAAGGCUGUUCCCUUGCAGCUUCAGAAAUCAACGCAGCCCAAGGAUGGAUAAGUGAGGCCAGUCAAUCAGUUGAAACCGGAACAGGAAAAAGUGCUGGUCCAAUUCUAGAAGACAGGAUUGACGAAGAGAAACAACCAGAAGUAGAAGCAGUUCCAAACAAGGAAAAACCAGCUGCCGUCGUCCAACAAGAAAAGGAAUCUGAUGAAAAAAAACCCUUAGGUGUUGCUGAAACCAUCCUUAAAAAAGCUGAGUCCGAAUCUCCGGAAAAGAAAGACAAGAAACCAAAAGACCAAAGCAAAUCAAAAACCAAGCAUCAUCAAUGAGGAACUGAAUUGCAAGAUAUAUCAAGAUUGCAAUCAACUGUAAUUUAUUGCUUAAUUUAUUUAUGAUAAAUCAAUUCUAAUACA
Molecule: messenger RNA, 983 nt
Organism: Harmonia axyridis
Lineage: Eukaryota; Metazoa; Arthropoda; Insecta; Coleoptera; Coccinellidae
Product: lazarillo protein-like
Exons: 3
Coding region: 30-899 (289 amino acids)
Molecular function (GO): pigment binding
Source: RefSeq, a predicted model, not a curated record